UUCUUCUAUAAUUUUGCACACAAUAUUAUAUUAUUUUUUUUAUUAUUAUUAUUUAUAUUAUAUAUUUUUUAUUAUAUUCAUUUUAUUAUUUCAAACAUAUGCAACCGUGGGGUGGCCAACUGCUGUAAACCUAAACAUACCCGACAUAUAAAAUUGCAGGAUGCAUCUGGGAUUUCACCUGGGGACUUAAUAGGAUCUUAGCAAAUUGCAGGGGACCUAACAGAGUCAGCGUGUAAUAUGCGGCUUUGUGUGUUUGUGUUUGCAGUUAAUCAAUAUUGGUAGAAAAUGGAGAGCUUUAGACAACUUCUGGAAAAAAAACCUUGGGAUGGGCAAGGGGGUGAGAGACCUUUGACUCCUGACGACACCAACGGACAGAGGGAUGAGAGUCCUCCUUCUAGUGAAUACACCAGGCCCUUUAGCGAUGAGAAAUGUCCUUCCAGCUCGGAGAAGCCAGGAUGGAGCUACGAGGGCCAUUCUUCUAGUGGAGACCACACCUCUGUCACAAGCUGGGAGCUCGAAGGAUGUGACGACGAGGACCAUUCUUCUAAUGGAGACCCCAGCUCUGUCACAAGCUGGGAGCUCGAAGGAUGUGACGACGAGGACCAUUCUUCUAAUGGAGACCCCAGCUCUGUCACAAGCUGGGAGCUCGAAGGAUGUGACGACGAGGACCAUUCUUCUAAUGGAGACCCCAGCUCUGUCACAAGCUGGGAGCUCGAAGGAUGUGACGACGAGGACCAUUCUUCUAAUGGAGACCCCAGCUCUGUCACAAGCUGGGAGCUCGAAGGAUGUGACGACGAGGACCAUUCUUCUAAUGGAGACCCCUCUCUCACAAGCUUCGACGAAAUGGGAUUUAGCGGCGAGGGAGGUUCUUCUAAUGGAGACCCCAGCUCUCUCACAAGCUUCGAGGAACUGGGAUUUAGUGGCGACGGAGGUUCUUUUAGUGGAUACCCCAGCUCUCUCACAAGCUGGGAGGAACCGGGAUUUAGUGGCGACGGAGGUUCUUCUAGUGGAUACCCCAGCUCCCUCACAAGCUCGGAGGACCAUGGACGGAGCAACGAGAGCCUUUCUUCUAGUGGAGACCCCAGCUCUCUCAAAAGCUUGGAGGACCAUGGAUGGAGCCUUUCUUCUAGUGGAUGCAAAAGCCAUCUCUCACGCUUAGAGGAAACCAGAUGCAGCGAUAAGAGCCGUUCUCCUAGGGGAUCCCUCAGUUCUUUGGCAAUCUCAGAGGAGUCUGCAUUGGACUUCGACAGCAGUCAUUUAUUUGACCCUCUCGGCCCUUGGAGGUUACCUGAUGACUCUGAUUUGAGCAUUUUGUCAUUUCAGUCUAUCAGCCCGUUGACGGUCUCCGAGGAGUCUGGAUUGGACAGCUCUGAAGAAGAGGAAAGACUCUGGACCGAAGAGGCAGGAAACACGCAAGUAUCUGUUCAAAGACUGGAGAGGGAACAACAAGAGUUUGAAAUCCAAGAGCAAGAGACAGGCGAGUCAGAAAACGAGGACACAACAGAAAAAAAAGAAAAAGAAAAAAAGGAGGAGAGAAAAAGACAAGAGCAAGGGGACAAUGUUGGCCUUCUCAGUAGGAUCCGCACUUGGCUGGUCAGGUUCCGGAGGAACAGAAGAACCAACAGGAGCGCCAGGAUCAGCCCGCAAACAAGUGACACGGUGAAAGAAAAAAACACAAACAAUAAGGUGGUUGCUGAGACAACAACACACUUGGAAGAAGGUGCAGGAGAUGGAGGACAUACAAAAACUGCAGCCUCAGGUUUCUCUCAUCCAGUCAUCAAGAUUCUCCAUAAACACCCCGGUCUCCCUGCUAAUCAUCGCCAGAUCGUUGCUUCUGCUUCUGCCAGGCCAGAUUACCUUCCAUCGCUCUAUGUAUUCUUGUCAGCCUGCUCUCCUGCUGAUAUCACCUCUGUGCUUGUGAGUGCCUUGUUCCAGUGCAUCGAGUUGCCAGCCCAAACCAACAAACGUUGUACACCUCACCUUCGCCGCCACCAUCACCUGCACUGCACCUCGUGGGAUCCCCGGAAGCCAGCCCCUCUCCCCUCGCACUUUAUUCACCAUUUUACAAAUAAACUUGUUCAACUUGGGAAAAUUAACUGA
This is a messenger RNA of Mugil cephalus (flathead mullet), 2100 nucleotides long. RefSeq names its product protein Ycf2-like. Bases 286 to 2100 code for a protein of 604 amino acids. NCBI's taxonomy places the organism in Eukaryota, Metazoa, Chordata, Actinopteri, Mugiliformes, Mugilidae. The record is from RefSeq and is a predicted model, not a curated record. The transcript is spliced from 5 exons.